AUGGGCAAUGCGCUGGUCCCGCCGGACGUCUUUGGCACCGAGCAUUGGGUCUACGUCGAGUGCGAGCGCAUUACCUUAGCCUGGCACGUCCGACCGAUCCCAUCGGGCCGCACAGUGGCGUCGAUGCACGUUCAGCCGAACCUCCUUUCCGCAAGCGUCCAACCCUGGAUGCUCGUCUCGAGCUUCCGCGAGCAUAUCGUGUCCAAGCGCGAAGCCGAUGCAGGCUCCGCGACGUACAUCUUGUCGUACGUCUGCUUUGCGUUUGCCGGUACCUGGAACUACGGCUUUGUCACGGGCAGUCAGUGGCGAGAGGCCACGGGCUACGAGCUCGUCAUCAAGGCAGAGACGGGCGCGGUCCUCAUUUCCUUGAACGACCCGACACUGCAGGUGCUGACUCUGGCCGGCUACGCGUUGCGGCCCUUUGAUGCGCUGCCGCUGGCGUCGCACCCCGUCACGGCAGUGCAGACGGACACGGCGACGAUCGUGGACCACUUUCUUGCCCAUGGCCGUAACGCAGCGCUCGACUACGCGGCUCUCGAUCUCUUGAGCGCGCAUUUGUCACCGCCGCCGGCAACCGACAUGCUUUUGCCAUGCAUCCUUCUCGACGGGACGCAGUGCGAGUUCUCGGUCGCUCAAAUCCUCGAUGUUGCCCAUGCGACCUUUCAACGGCGGGGAAGAGAAGACACGCGGGCACUGCGACGACCAGUUGCUGGCGGGCUACGUCCGCGCGACGUCGACGACACGACAGGACAAGAGCGUCCGACCAAGUUGAUCAAGUCGUAUCAAACCAACGAUGCGGGCACGCUGACGGCAGCCGACGUCCCCGACCUCGAGCGAGCUCGAGUGGGCGCAAUGCUCCAGACGACCAAGCUUGCGACCAUUUUUGACCACUAUGGCGGCUUUCCACCGUUUGUCUACGUCCGCAAGGAGAUGAAGAUGGCGUGGGACCUCUUGCGCGUCAACUUUACGCUGUAUGAGAACGGAGACGGCGGGGCGUUUGCUGCGCUCCAAGUCGCCGCGAGCAAUGCCGCGGGCAACGCCGCGGGCAUCACCACGUCACCCGCGAUGCCUCCAGUGUCGUGGCUACCCCUGCUUGUCACGGGGUCGCCGGGCGUCGGCAAGUCGGUGCUGCUCGUGCUCUUUUGCGCUUACCUCGGCGUGUACCAUGAUUUCAACCUUCUGCUCUUGCGCGCUGUAAAGAGCCAAGCCACCGUCAGCACGGACGCCGUCGCUCGCACGGACGCUGUUCUUUGGUUUCGCGGCGGCCACGUCACAAAGUACCCGUGCUUUGACCGGCAAAACCUCUCGGAUCUCAUGGAGACGUUUCGAGCAGAAAGCCGGGUCCACCGGAAAAAAAGUACCUCCUCGUCGGCGACGGCUACCUCGAGUCGGACAUUCGCCACUCGUGUGCGGUGA
Molecule: messenger RNA, 1416 nt
Organism: Saprolegnia parasitica CBS 223.65
Lineage: Eukaryota; Oomycota; Saprolegniomycetes; Saprolegniales; Saprolegniaceae
Exons: 3
Coding region: 1-1416 (471 amino acids)
Source: RefSeq, a predicted model, not a curated record